CGCUCUCUUUCCCUCGCCACCCAAAAUCGCACACACACACUCGCCGCUCCCAAAACCCUAAGAGAGAGAGAGAGCAACAAACAUGGCGGCUCCCCCGAUCAAAUCGGUCCAGUGCUUCGGGCGCAAGAAGACUGCGGUGGCGGUCACCUACUGCAAGGAAGGCCGCGGCUUGAUCAAGAUCAACGGCUGCCCAAUCGAGCUCGUGGAGCCGGAGAUCCUCCGCUUCAAGGCCUACGAGCCCAUCCUUCUGCUCGGACGACACCGUUUCGCCGGCGUCGACAUGAGGAUCCGCGUCAAGGGAGGAGGCCACACUUCUCAGAUCUACGCCAUCCGUCAGAGCAUCGCCAAGGCCUUGGUCGCUUAUUACCAGAAGUUUGUGGAUGAGCAGAGCAAGAAGGAAAUCAAGGACAUUCUCGUCAGGUAUGACCGUACUCUCCUCGUCGCCGAUCCAAGGCGCUGCGAGCCCAAGAAGUUUGGUGGUCGUGGUGCCAGAGCUAGGUUCCAGAAGUCUUACCGUUGAGCCUCCAAUCCAAUUUAUGUUUCUGCUGUUUCGUCAUUUCGGUUUUUGAUUCGGAGCUUUAGGGAGCUUUGUUAUGGAUUAUUAUUAUUAUGUUUUGAUAUGGAUUCUAAGUGUUUGGUGAACCUUGUUUCGGAUAUUUAUGCUUAAUUAUAUGUGAUGCUACUUUGAAAAA
This is a messenger RNA of Rosa rugosa (rugosa rose), 692 nucleotides long. Its product is annotated as small ribosomal subunit protein uS9-like. The coding region runs from base 83 to 520 and encodes 145 amino acids. The transcript has a single exon. Gene Ontology annotation, molecular function: RNA binding; structural constituent of ribosome. NCBI's taxonomy places the organism in Eukaryota, Viridiplantae, Streptophyta, Magnoliopsida, Rosales, Rosaceae. Gene Ontology annotation, cellular component: ribosome; cytosolic small ribosomal subunit. Gene Ontology annotation, biological process: translation; maturation of SSU-rRNA from tricistronic rRNA transcript (SSU-rRNA, 5.8S rRNA, LSU-rRNA). The record is from RefSeq and is a predicted model, not a curated record.